Ostertagia ostertagi is the source of this 792-nucleotide messenger RNA. NCBI's taxonomy places the organism in Eukaryota, Metazoa, Nematoda, Chromadorea, Rhabditida, Trichostrongylidae. The record is from the annotation of a GenBank genome assembly.
AUGGGAGUAUCAAAACGGUUCAACUGUUCUCUUUGCUCAUUCACAUCGGUCAGCUUAGAUGUUAUGGAACAGCAUCAGCUUCUUCACCCUGAAGGAGUAGCUUUCAUCCAAAGGACUAAAAGGGUACUCAUUAAGCAGCAUACGGCUGAAGACGAGGAAUCCUUGUCUGUGACACCAUCUUACGUGGAAUUGAAGUGCGAUGUGUGCCCCUUCAAGACAACUGUCUACCAGCGGAUGUGGAAUCAUAAGCAGAAGCACAAGAAGUCAGCAAAGUUUGUUUGCAGUAAAUGCACGUUCAGCACUGGAUCUGAAAUGUGUUUGGAGGAGCAUAUGAUUGUUCACAGUGAACCUAAUAGCGCUAUGGACACUGGUUCAGUGCCCAGUCGGUCGCAGUCCGCGGAUGGCAUCCGGAAGUCAGGCAGUGACGAAACAACAACACCCGAUUCACAGAAAGCAUCAACGCUCGACGACAGUGGAGCCAGCACGGAAGGUGCGCUGAAUUCUUCGACAGAGGUUGAAGUCAAACCACCCUGCUUAGAUCCUCAAGCCCCGUUGUCAAUAAAAGUGGAACCCUCGGUUGUAUCCUUGAUGCGGCCUACAAAAGAAGUACUACCAGUGCUGAAGAGAGAUCAUCAAAAUGAAGAUCGUCGUCAGUGCCCAGAUUGUCCAUUUGUGGAGUCGGAUGAGCUGAUCUUUAAUCUCCAUCGUGAAAUGCAUGGUGGUCGUACUCGGGCGUUUGCUUGUAAUCUGUGUAAUUACAGGUUUGUAACACUGUAUUCAUUUUCACAGAAU